GAGGAAUAGAUUUAUCAGCGGUUUCGGUUACAUUUAAAAAUGUUUUCUACUUAGAUUUAGGUACUUCCUUUGAAGUCGAAAGUCCUUCAUGGGUUGAUCUUUCAUCGGAUUCAUCUACACCUUUUUACAGUGGUUGGACAACAGCAGCUGUUGGAGGAAGUGAUAAUAAAACUAUUUAUUUAUUUGGGGGAAUACAAAGGGACGCUUCCAAUACUGACGUAUAUUCAGGAUUUACCUGGCAGUUUGACACAACAUCAAAUGUAUGGUCCCAACCAAGUUUUUCAGGAACUGAACCUCCUAGAAGAAGAAUAACGGAUGCAGUUUCCGGUUCAGAUGGAAAAAUUUAUAUAUUCGGUGGAAUUUAUGAUUCUCCUGUUGGGGCAACCAUAACCGAAAGAUUUGCGGACAUGAUUAUUGUUGGAACUCUUGAUCAGGAUUAUACUUAUGGCACGACCAUUGGAAUACCAUUAGGAAGAUCCGAUCAUACUGCAACUAUGUUAUCGGAUGGAACUAUUGUAUAUAUUGGAGGAUGGGAUGGAGGAAUGCUGUCUUAUAGUAGC
Messenger RNA from Dentiscutata erythropus, 560 nucleotides. The record is from the annotation of a GenBank genome assembly. Lineage: Eukaryota; Fungi; Glomeromycota; Glomeromycetes; Diversisporales; Gigasporaceae.